AUGUCCGAGUCCGACGCUCCCCCGACCGGCGACCGCCGCCUUCUUCUGGUCUCCAACCGCCUUCCCAUCACCAUCAAGCGACAAGAGGAGGGCAACUAUGACUUCUCCAUGUCAUCCGGCGGUCUGGUCACUGGCUUGAGCGGAUUGAGCAAGACCACUAGCUUCCAGUGGUAUGGAUGGCCGGGUCUCGAGGUCCCCGAGGGCGAGAUAGCUGGUGUUAGUCAACAGCUGCAGGACGAGUACAAUGCUCACCCCAUCUUCAUCGACGACGAGCUCGCCGAUAGACAUUACAACGGCUUCUCAAACUCGAUUCUCUGGCCUCUGUUCCACUACCACCCCGGCGAGAUCACGUUUGACGAGAGCGCAUGGGAGGCAUAUAAGGAGGUCAACAUGCUGUUUGCCGAGGCCGUAUUGAAGGAUGUACAGGACGGCGAUCUGAUCUGGGUACACGACUACCACCUUAUGCUUCUUCCCGAGAUGCUACGCAACGGACUGGCCGACAAGAAGGAUGUCAAGAUUGGUUUCUUCCUCCACACACCCUUCCCCAGCAGCGAGAUCUACCGCAUCCUGCCCGUUCGAGAAGCACUGCUCGAAGGUCUGCUGCAGUGUGACCUGAUCGGCUUCCACACCUACGACUACGCCCGCCACUUCCUCAGCUCGUGUUCCCGCAUUCUCGAGACCCCCACCACACCGAACGGCAUCGAGUACCAGGGCAAGUUCAUAACCGUCGGCGCAUUCCCCAUCGGCAUAGAUCCGGAGAAGUUCGUCGAAGGGUUGCAGAAACCAAAGGUACAGGAACGCAUCGCUACUUUGUCCCGGAAAUUCGAGGGUGUCAAGCUCAUCGUCGGUGUUGACCGCCUUGAUUACAUCAAAGGUGUUCCGCAGAAGCUUCACGCGCUCGAGGUGUUCCUCACCGAACACCCAGAGUGGAUCGGCAAGAUUGUUCUGGUACAGGUAGCAGUGCCUUCGAGACAAGAUGUCGAGGAAUACCAGAAUUUGCGCGCUGUCGUCAACGAACUAGUAGGGAGAAUCAACGGCAAAUUCGGCACUGUCGAGUUCAUGCCGAUCCAUUUCCUGCACCAGAGUGUCCAAUUCGAUGAGCUCUGCGCCCUGUAUGCUGUUUCCGACGUCUGUCUGGUCAGUUCGACACGCGAUGGCAUGAACCUCGUGUCGUACGAAUACAUCGCGACCCAAAAGGAUCGUCACGGCGUCAUGAUUCUGUCCGAAUUCACCGGGGCUGCGCAAUCGCUUAAUGGCAGCUUGAUUGUAAACCCUUGGAAUACUGAAGAGCUGGCGAACUCUAUCCACGAUGCCGUCACCAUGUCACCCGAGAUGCGAGAGGCGAACUACCGGAAACUCGAAAGAUACGUCUUCAAGUACACCUCGGCAUGGUGGGGCCAGAGCUUCGUGACCGAGUUGACCAAGGUCAGCGCGAAGGAGCAGGGAAUCGACAGCAAAACUCCUGUCGACGGUAGACCCACUCUGGCCGGGGAUGUUGGCCGAGUCUUUUCUGGUGUCUUUGAGAACGUCAAGGCCGCAGCCAGUUCGGCAUCUCCGGCGGGGCAUAGUGGCGCGAUUAGCUCUGGCAAGUGA
Messenger RNA from Anthostomella pinea, 1593 nucleotides. Lineage: Eukaryota; Fungi; Ascomycota; Sordariomycetes; Xylariales; Xylariaceae. The record is from the annotation of a GenBank genome assembly.